Mesorhabditis belari is the source of this 1545-nucleotide messenger RNA. NCBI's taxonomy places the organism in Eukaryota, Metazoa, Nematoda, Chromadorea, Rhabditida, Rhabditidae. The record is from the annotation of a GenBank genome assembly.
AUGAUCUCGAUUUUUCUAUUAAUAUUUUACUCUUUUCAUUUGGGUGUUUUGUGUGAGACGGAGAGUGGUCAAGAGUUGACGCUCCGAAAUCUCGUGAGAUUUGGUGAAAACUCGGCUCUCUUUGAUUCACUCUCAUCAGCCGUUGAACAAAAUCUUCAAAAUCAGCCAGCACAUCAUGAAGUUGAGCCGCACGAGGCAUCGAUCAAUCGAACGCUGACGAUGAGCCGAUUGAACGCACAAUAUUCAGACAUUUUGUUGGAGCACGACAUUCGACCAAAUCGAGCGUUUUUAGAGGAAAUGCUCGAAGAAAUGACCUCAAAGGGACGGGUGAAAAGACAAGCCUACAGAAAGAAGACCUAUCCACGGGAGAUCUGGUCGGACGGAGUGCCCGUCGCCUAUCAUCGAAGCAUGAAUCGCUACAAAAAGUACACAGUGAUCGCAGCGAUGAAAUAUUUCCAGAGACACACUUGUAUUCGUUUCAGAAAAAGGACAAAAGAGGAUGUGUACUUGUACUAUAUCGGACACGAUGCUGGCUGUUGGAGCACGGUGGGCAGGGAUCCAUCACAACGCCAACAAUGGAUCUCGAUUGGGGAUGGCUGUGAACCGUUUGGCAUUUCCUCACACGAGGUGGCCCAUGCAUUGGGACUCUUUCAUGAACAGAGCAGAUAUGAUCGUGACAAGUUCAUUCACGUGUUGGCCAAUCGCGUUCCCAAAGGCCUUUACUACAAUUUUGGAAAAGUGGGAAUAUCGAGCUUGAAAACGUACGGGAUCCCUUACGAGAUCGGAUCAGUGAUGCACUAUGGACCAACCGAAUGCCCAGAGGGAUUUGCGGGACGUCAAUGCACUCGACGAGAGGCACCAAGUGUGAUCGGAUGCGGUGGAGUGGUACGAGCCACUCAUGCACCACAAAAGAUCAGAAUCCACAUAAAGCGCAAUGAGAAAGCGACCCAUCUCCGCAACUGCAUCUACCAUUUGGCAGCUCCAAAAGGAAAGCGCGUUGAAGUACGAUUGAAUAAAUUACGUGGGACACUUUGUGAGACGGGUUGUUGGAGGCAAGCGAUCGAAUUGAAGCCACACACGGAUAAGAGGAUCACUGGAUACAGAUUUUGUUGUGCCGGCUAUGCGUCUCGCCGAAUCGUUUCCGCGAAUCAUUUCAUGCCGAUUUUCCUCUUCACAACACGCGGAGACACCGAAGCGACACUUACCUUCAAUAUUUAUAAUCCACAAGGCAGACAAAAUCCCAAUCAAACGAUUGAGGAAGGGUCUGGCAUUGAAGUCGAUGAUCAUGCGGAUAUCUCUGAUUAUCUGAUCAAUGAGAGCGAGGAGUUGGAGAAAGUUGCUCACGACACGUUAAUCGAAGAGAGCUUCCCGGACGGUGAGAUGGAUCCUCUUUCUUUCAUUCAUCCAGCCGAUAUGCCCACUGAGGAGGAGUUGAGGGACACUGACGAAUCGGUGCUUCCAAUUGAUACAGAGGCUUUCGAGAAAGGACGAAAUCCGGCUCAAAAUCGCAUCCCGUUCCGCGAGGCCGACAAGGAGUUGCGCUCU